Gordionus sp. m RMFG-2023 is the source of this 1528-nucleotide messenger RNA. Its product is annotated as DBH-like monooxygenase protein 1 homolog. Gene Ontology annotation, cellular component: secretory granule membrane. Lineage: Eukaryota; Metazoa; Nematomorpha; Gordioida; Chordodea; Parachordodidae. Gene Ontology annotation, molecular function: copper ion binding; dopamine beta-monooxygenase activity. The transcript has 6 exons. The record is from RefSeq and is a predicted model, not a curated record. Bases 104 to 1528 code for a protein of 474 amino acids. Gene Ontology annotation, biological process: dopamine catabolic process; octopamine biosynthetic process; norepinephrine biosynthetic process.
AUUUCGUCAACUUUUAAAAAAUUUAAAUCUCUGUAUGAAAAGUUAAAAUUCUAUUCUUUUUUUUUAAUUUUAAUUUAAAUAUGAAAAUAAUAUAUAAACGGAAAUGGAAAUCAAUAUCAUUCAAAGAGGAUUCUUAAAAUUAUCUUGGAAAUUGUUAAUCUACGCGGCCAUUUUAUUGACAAUAUUCUUAAAUAUACUUACUGUGGCCACCGUAUCUACCCCAUACAAGAAUGACGAAACAUCGUUAUUCGAAUAUUCGCUUUGUUUGGAAGAAAAGGGAAAUGAUAAUUUUUUGUCUAAUGAAAAUAAAAAAUCCGAUCAUUCAACAUAUUGCAAGAUCUUGAUCCAUUGGAAUUUUAAUGAUUCUCACGUUUGGUUUGAAAUGGAAGCCGAAACCUUGGGUUACAUUACUUUCGGAUUUUCUUCAACACCUAAUUUAAUCCAUUCUGAUGUCAUAAUCGCGUGGAUCACCACAAAUGGAACGAUAUAUUUUAGAGAUAGCUAUAUGAUCAACGAUAAUUUGCCCUUAACCGACGAAUAUCAAGACUACCAAUAUUCAGGCAAACAAAACUCGACUCAUACUCUCCUCAAUUUCGUGAGAAAACGAGAUACCUGUGAUUCUAUGGACUUUAGGCUAACGCCAGAUACAAUAUAUCUUCACUGGUCAUACCAUUCAUCGGACCCGGAUAUCUCUGAUUCCCAAAAUUCGUUUUUAUUUCACGGAUUAGUAAGAGGGGUUCGACCCGUGAACUUGUUCAAUAGAUAUCCCAAUGAUUUCUCGAAAUAUGGAAUCGAACAAAUAGGCUAUAAUAAUAAUAUUGGUAAUUCGACACGAAGCAACACGGCCACUAUCGACAAAGAUAGCGAUGGAAGGAAGAUGGGCGCGGAAACCGUCAGGACCUUUGACUUGUCUAUCAAAGUUAAUACGAAAACGAAUAACGACGAAUUAAAUAAGCUUAAAAUUUUAUCAUUCGCCUCACCGUAUCUGUGUCAACUCUUCAAAUUACCUAUAUUAUCAUCAUCGUUGAACGUCGACAAAAAAUAUCAUAUAAUCAAGAGAAAAUUGACCAUCAAAUCCCCAAAUAUCAUGUACUCAACUCCAGGAUACAAAAUCGGAAAUCAAGUCCAUGACAGAGACCAUGAUGGUGAAGAUACAAUUAAAAAUGCCGUGAAAGAUAAAGCGCUGAAACACGCGGUCCUGUAUUCUUGUAGUAGAGACGUCGAUUUUUCGCAAACCUUUCCCGAUUUAGAAGGAAACAUUUUCCCUUGUUACCAACAAAGUUUCCCUGCCGAAAUGUUCUAUUGCAACGAUAUAGUAACCGGUUAUACCCUGGGUGGCGACGAGGAAUUUUAUUGGCCACCGGAAGCCGGACAUUCAAUGGGGACAUCGUCUGACGCGGAAUACGUGAUGCUAGAACUUUUGAUCGACCAAACUAAAAUUCCCCUUAGCGAAAUAAGCGGUGUCGACGAAAAGGCCCGAUAUGAAAUGGGAAACACCGCUUCUAAAAACGAAAAAGGUAUAAUAUAA